AGAAGUGGAAAUUAGAAAAAGGAGAAAGAAAAAGAACACAUCGAAUACCAAAUGGCUCCGUGUUGUACGAUGAUGAUUCUGCGCUGUCUUGUUCUGUUUCUGAUGGCAAGUAGUUCUUUGACAGCCGCCGCAAGAACCGGAGCCACUAUGGAGAUAAAGAUCAAGAAUAGAAAGAGCUUAGGGAUUAAAUAUAGCCAUAUCUUUGGUUACUUACCUAAAGGCGUUCCCAUUCCUCCUUCUGCUCCUUCUAAGAGACACAACUCUUUUGUUGACUCUCUUCCGCAUUGAGUUUAUUCUUCUUCAUUGCAAUUUUUUUUUUUGUGGUUUGUUUUGUAGAUUAGAUCAACAUAGGAUAUACUCGUUGUAUAUGCAUACAAUUUAUAUACACUUUUGAAAUUGUUCCUUUCUUUUUAUGUUUAUGGACUUAUAUGUUUAAGGUUAUGAUGGUCAUAUAAAGAUCAAGAAAAUGGAUUAAGCUUUCUUA
This is a messenger RNA of Camelina sativa (false flax), 484 nucleotides long. RefSeq names its product protein IDA-like. Gene Ontology annotation, biological process: floral organ abscission. The record is from RefSeq and is a predicted model, not a curated record. Lineage: Eukaryota; Viridiplantae; Streptophyta; Magnoliopsida; Brassicales; Brassicaceae.